GUUUCUGUUGAUCACCUGAUCAAUUUCAUUAACACGCUAACUUACGAAAAAAGGCGCACGCCAAACGCACAAUAUUCCCUGCUCAUUCCAUUGCACAAAUACACAGUACAUCAUAGAAAGUGGAUAUAUAAACUCUUCUUACCACAAUAUCUCCCUCAAUUUGGUUCCUCCCUCCUAUGCUUCCUUUUUCUUUGCAUAAAUACUUCACAUAACAUAAUUUCUCCAAUUAAAAGAGAAGCUUAAGUUCAUUGGAGUGUUUUAAGACGACUACAACCUAAUUACCGCAUUAGAAAGCUAAUAUCAGGCCGGAAAAUGCGUGUUUGCUGAUGAUAUUGAGGCGACCGGUGAUGGAUAUUGAAGGAUGGGGCCGAAACAAUAAUCCCGUCAAGAAAGAGUCGUGGAGGACGGCGUUGGCUCUGGCCUAUCAGAGCCUCGGGGUGGUGUACGGCGAUCUGAGCACCUCCCCGCUGUACGUCUACAAGAGCACGUUCGCGGAGGACAUUCAUCACUCCGAGAGCAACGACGAGAUAUUCGGGGUCCUAUCUUUUGUGUUCUGGACCUUGACUCUAAUCCCCCUUCUCAAGUAUGUAUUCAUCGUGCUCAGGGCGGACGAUAACGGGGAAGGCGGGACUUUCGCGCUCUACUCGCUGCUGUGCCGCCACGCGCGGGUCAGUACGCUGCCCAACGGUCAGGUGGCGGAUGAGGAGCUGUUCGAGUACCAGAGGGAUGAGAUUGGUCAGAAUGAGGGCGGCGGCGGCGGCAGCGGCAGGGGAAAGGGUGGCCGGGCCGGGCUGAGUUUGAGAUCCACGCUGGAGAAACACCAUUGGUUGAGGAAGGUGCUGCUUGUCUUAGCGCUGAUCGGCGCGUGUAUGGUCAUUGGUGAUGGGGUCCUUACCCCUGCUAUUUCAGUGUUCUCAGCCGUGUCUGGAUUGGAGCUGUCCAUGUCAAAACAUCAUCAUGAAUAUGUAGAAGUUCCCAUAGCAUGCGGCAUACUGGUAGUGAUAUUUUCCAUACAGCAUUAUGGGACCCACCGUAUAGGAUUCCUGUUUGCACCAAUAGUGGUUACAUGGCUUUUAUGCAUCAGUGUAAUUGGAAUGUACAACAUCUUCAAGUGGAACCCCCAUGUUUACCAAGCACUUUCCCCAUACUACAUGUACAAAUUCUUGAAGAAGACCCAGCGUGGUGGUUGGAUGUCUUUGGGUGGCAUCUUGUUGUGCAUUACAGGUUCAGAGGCCAUGUUUGCUGAUCUUGGACACUUUUCUCAGUUAUCUAUUAAGAUAGCUUUCACAUUUGCAGUUUACCCAUCACUUAUUCUUGCUUACAUGGGGCAAGCGGCUUACCUUUCGAAACACCACACCCUUGAAACAGACUACCGGAUUGGAUUCUAUGUAUCUGUGCCUGAAAAGCUUAGGUGGCCAGUUCUUGGCAUUGCAAUACUUGCAGCCGUGGUGGGAAGCCAAGCCAUCAUUACUGGCACUUUUUCUAUAAUCAAGCAAUGCUCCGCUUUAGGUUGUUUCCCGAGGGUCAAAAUAACACACACAUCGUCAAAAUUCCAUGGCCAGAUUUAUAUUCCAGAAAUCAACUGGACUUUGAUGUUCCUAUGUCUCGCCGUCACUAUUGGGUUUCAAGAUACGAAACACAUAAGCAAUGCAUCAGGUUUGGCAGUUAUAACUGUCAUGCUGGUGACGACCUGCCUAAUGUCUCUUGUAAUGGUCCUGUGCUGGCACAAAAGCGUCUUGCUAGCAGUUUUCUUCUUUUGCUUCUUCGGAUCAAUUGAAGCACUCUACUUCUCAGCUUCCCUCAUCAAGUUCCUUGAAGGUGCAUGGGUCCCAGUUGCCCUCUCAUUUAUAUUUCUACUCAUCAUGUACAUCUGGAACUAUGGUACAAUGAAGAAAUACGAGUUUGACGUAGAAAAUAGUGUCCCUAUCAACUGGCUCCUCCAACUGGGCCCUAACCUUGGGAUCACGAGGGUGCGUGGCAUAGGCCUCAUUCACACAGAGCUCGUCUCCGGAAUUCCUGCCAUUUUCUCCCACUUUGUGACCAACCUUCCUGCAUUCCACCAAGUCCUCGUCUUCCUAUGCAUCAAAUCAGUUCCCGUGCCGCAUGUAAGGCCUGAAGAGAGGUACCUCGUAGGUAGGAUCGGGCCCAAAGAGCACCGAGUCUAUAGAUGCAUAGCGAGAUACGGCUACCGUGAUGUCCACCUCGAUGAUAUUGAGUUUGAAAAGGAUCUUCUUUUUAGUAUAGAGCAAUUCAUCCGUUCUGAGGUCUCACGAUCAGAGGAAGUCAAGGAACAUAAAAAACAUCCAACGGAUUUUGAGGACAACGAAAAGAUGACUGUUAUCGGAACCACUUCCACAUACCUAGGAGGUAAGACAAUGAGGGAUAAUGGUGAGAACAUGUCUGGAGCAGCAAGUCCUGGAGAGUUCACAGAGGUAUGCUCGCCUGAAAUUCCGAGAAAGAGAGUGAGGUUUAUUGUGCCUGACAAGAGUCCAGAGAUGGAUGAUCCGAGUAUGCUGGAGGAGUUGAGGGAUUUGAUGGAAGCAAGGGAGUCUGGGAUGGCAUUUGUACUUGGAAGUUGUUAUGUUAAAGCAAAGAGUGGUUCUAGUUUCUUCAAGAGAUUAGUUAUUAACAUAGGUUAUGAUUUCUUGAGGAGAAAUUCUCGUGGGCCCACGUACGCACUGAGCUUCCCUCGAGCAUCCACUUUAGAGGUUGGGAUGAUCUACCUUG
Molecule: messenger RNA, 2727 nt
Organism: Cuscuta europaea
Lineage: Eukaryota; Viridiplantae; Streptophyta; Magnoliopsida; Solanales; Convolvulaceae
Source: the annotation of a GenBank genome assembly